Messenger RNA from Priapulus caudatus, 477 nucleotides. Its product is annotated as testican-2-like. Gene Ontology annotation, molecular function: calcium ion binding. The transcript has 4 exons. The record is from RefSeq and is a predicted model, not a curated record. The coding region runs from base 1 to 477 and encodes 158 amino acids. Lineage: Eukaryota; Metazoa; Priapulida; Priapulimorpha; Priapulimorphida; Priapulidae.
AUGAAGGGCUUCAUGCACCUGUCUAUGAAGGGUUUCACGCACCUGUCUAUGAAGGGCUUUAUGCACCUGUCUAUGAAGGGCUUCACGCACCUGACUAUGAAGGGCUUCAUCUACCUGUCUAUGAAGGGCUUCACCUACCUGUCUAUGAAGGAAUGCACGGACGUAGAGAUGAGGAUGAUGGGAGAUCGGAUGUUAGACUGGUUCCACGUCAUCAUGGUCGACGCGAAGCGCGCCGGAAGCAACGUGACCUUCAUCAAGGAGUACUGGCCGCGGCUGUGCCGGAAGUCGGCGGGCUGGAUGUUCGGCAACCUGGACGAGGAUAGAGACGACACGCUGAGUCUGAGCGAGCUCGCUAGCAUAGAGAACGUGGAGUACGAGCACUGCGUGAAGCCCUUCAUAGACAGGUGCGACACAGACAUGGACGCUAAGCUAAACCGAGAGGAAUGGUGCAAAUGCUUUGAGGAGGCGUGUAAGUAA